Messenger RNA from Striga asiatica, 813 nucleotides. The record is from the annotation of a GenBank genome assembly. NCBI's taxonomy places the organism in Eukaryota, Viridiplantae, Streptophyta, Magnoliopsida, Lamiales, Orobanchaceae.
AGAUGGCCCGUACCAAGCAAACUGCUCGUAAGUCCACUGGAGGAAAGGCUCCUAGGAAGCAACUUGCCACUAAGGCUGCACGGAAGUCUGCCCCAACCACUGGAGGAGUUAAGAAGCCUCAUCGUUACAGGCCUGGAACUGUUGCUCUGCGUGAAAUCCGCAAAUACCAAAAGAGCACUGAGCUCCUGAUCAGGAAACUGCCUUUCCAGAGGCUUGUUCGUGAAAUUGCCCAGGACUUCAAGACUGAUCUCCGUUUUCAGAGCCAUGCUGUUUUGGCACUCCAGGAGGCUGCCGAGGCUUAUCUUGUUGGUCUGUUUGAGGACACCAACUUGUGUGCCAUCCAUGCCAAGCGUGUUACCAUAAUGCCUAAAGAUAUCCAGCUGGCUCGCAGGAUUAGGGGCGAGCGUGCUUAAACGUGCCUCGUGGUUGUUUUGGGAUCUUAUAUGAUGAAGUUCAGUAUGCUGUAGGUAUUGAAACUCAAGUCCUAGUCCUUUGAUUUUCAGACUCUUUUGGUUUGUCAUCAUGUUUUGGGAUUUACUGGUAAUCUUUUGGAUGGCUUUUCACCUUUUGUAUGUUGUCUUUGUGAAUGCUUCCUCAAGUUUCUGUUUGAAGAUGGUUAACAGAAUUCUGGUUUGAUUCUAGUUGUUAGUUUGAUUUGGUUAUAGUUAUAUUGUUCUAUUGCUUCUUUUACUUUAGUAGGCACAUGUUUUAUAUCUGUUUUUCUCAGUCUGAACUACAUUUUACUUGAUUUUAGCUCGUCUUUUCUAUUGUAGACUGAUACCUGGUUUUGUUUAGUAUUUAAGGAGUUUGGUG